AUGGCAGCUUCUCACUUCAAGGCGACCGCCUUUGCAGCCGUCUGUCUUUUGCUGGCCAUCCAGGCGAAUGCAUACACCAUGGAAGAUAUGUGCCAGCAGUGGUCAGAAAAUGGAUACAUUGGCAAUCCGUCCGAUUGCACCGGCUGGGGAUACUGUCAGUCCCAGCAGCUUGUGUCUUAUGGCUACUGUGCCCAGGGACAGGUAUAUGAUCCGCAAUCUAGCACGUGUAAAUUCAACACCAACACAGCGUGCACAACCAGUGCGGUUCAGACAUGUAGUGUGUUAACGACACCUGGCUUUGUCGCCGAUCCGACCGAUUGCACCCAAUAUGCUUAUUGCUUUGGCAAUGGCAAGUACCAAAUGCAAUCGUGUCCGACUGGUCAACAGUAUGCCGCUAACAAUAACACAUGCGUGUGGGGACCGUCCUGUCCUCAGAAUAAUAUCUGUCGCUUCAUGAAGAACAACAUCUUCGUCGGUGAUCCAGACAAUUGCGGCCAAUAUUUGCAGUGCGUCGAGGGCUAUGGAGUAUGGGGACAGUGCAAAAAUAAUCAAUAUUAUAAUGCUGCUCUCGGAAGCUGUCAGGCUAAUGAUCCCUGCGAAGAUACGCCCGGAAAUGACUCACCCGGUAAUCUCCCACCAAAGGGACCGGCCAACUGCGAAGGGAUAUCGACAUUCUCUCCCGAUUCCGCAACAUGUUACGGAUAUUUUUAUUGCGAGAGCACAACAUCUUCACCCGUUUGGGGAACAUGUCCUUUCGGAUUGGAAUUUGACUCAGAAAGUUCACAAUGUGUGUCACCCAUUUCCACAAGCUGUACUUAUAAUCGCUGUGCAAAUACAAAUUUGACAUAUGCGGCCGUAUCAUACACAGGGUGUAAACAGUAUACAUAUUGUCCAACUGGUCAAACUGCCUAUUGUCAACCAGGCUAUGAAUAUUUUGAUGAAGUAGCAGGGAGAUGUGUGACAACCCAGCCAUGGUACACCAUUUGUAAAGCCACAUCCACUACAUAACCUUCUUACAAAUAAUGACAAAUGGAAAGUAUUCGCAAUUUUUAACUAUUGUUCUAAAUGUA
Molecule: messenger RNA, 1070 nt
Organism: Drosophila grimshawi
Lineage: Eukaryota; Metazoa; Arthropoda; Insecta; Diptera; Drosophilidae
Product: peritrophin-44
Exons: 2
Coding region: 1-1008 (335 amino acids)
Cellular component (GO): extracellular region
Molecular function (GO): chitin binding
Source: RefSeq, a predicted model, not a curated record